CAUAGCUACCGUUCUCGUUCCAUUGUGCCCGGCCGUUCGAAUCGAUUUAUCGCCUAUAUAUCCACCAAACCAUGCCCGGCCCCACUGCAUUACAAUUUACAACUAAUAAUAUAUAUAAUUAUUUAAAACACUAUUUGACUAUUUAUAUUACGUCUCAUAUAAUUCAAUUCAAACUAUUAUUAUUAUCCUCCCUGUCAUCAUAAAUAUAUAAAUAACAAAGGGUAAUAAACACUCAACUCUGAAUCACCAUGUAUGGAAAAUAUGAGGAGGUUUUAAUUUUUAUUCCUUAAAUUAAAAUAUAAAAAGAAAAAAAAAACUUUAUUGAAAAUGGCAUUUACUGCAUGAGAAAAAAUGAAAAAUCUGUCUACAUAUGUUGUGAACGCCGUGUUGGGAUUCACAUGUAUAAUCCAAUCUUCCAUUUUUUCUGCAACCUAUAGAUUCACACAACCCUGUAAGUCUACAUAAUCUCAAAACCUGUGCCCCUUAUUUAAAUCAAUUUAUUUCUUCUUCUCCUCCACCAUAACAAAACCAAAUCAAGAAAAUCAAGAAAAUCAAGAAAAUGGCGUAUGCACUUUCUUUCAAAGAUUUCUUCUCACCAACAAAAACCCUCUUGCUUUUAGGCGUGGUUCUAUACGUAUUCCUCGUACCCAUCUUCAAUAUUGCAAACCCACAACUUUUAAUGGUCAAAUGGGCGUCGCCGGCUGCACGGACGGAACCCCACAUCUCCAGCUCCGGCGAGAACAAGAUUCCGACGAAUCUCAGCCACAUAGCUUUCGGUCUUCUCGGCUCAGUGAAAACAUGGCCGCACAGAAGGGGAUACCUGGAGGCAUGGUGGCGGCCGAAUAAAACCCGAGGCUACGUGUACCUGGAUCAGGCGCCGACCCCGAAUCUCCUGCCGUGGCCGCAAACCGCGCCGCCGUACAGAAUCGUGGACAACCUGUCGGAGAUUUUCCGGGACGUGAAGCCCCGGCACGCGCUGAUGCCGCGUAUGGUGCACGGGAUCCUGGAGCUUUUCCGGGAGGAGCACGACGAUAUGCGGUGGAUCGUGAUGGGCGACGACGACUCGAUUUUCUUCGUGGAUAACAUAGUUGAUGUUCUUGGUGGGUUGGAUCAUACGAAGUAUUAUUACCUGGGUUGGCAUUCGGAGAGCGUGAUUUCGAAUUUCUGGUUCUCGUUCGACCAGGCGUUCGGCGGCGGCGGGAUUGUGCUGAGUUAUCCGCUGGCGAAGGCGCUGGCGGCGGACAUGGAUGGGUGCUUGAUUCGCUACGCGCAGAGCAGCUCAGCGGAUCUUAUUACGAUGACGUGUAUCGCUGACAUUGGUGUUAAUCUUACACCUCACAAAGGCAUUCACCAGGUGGAUUUACAUGGUGACUUCUCCGGUUACCUAUCAGCCCACCCAAAAGUCCACCUAAUGACAUUCCACCACUUCGACGCGAUGGACCCGAUAUUCCCGUCGAUGGACCGCAUGCAGGCCACGCGCCACCUCAUGAAGGCGGCGGACGCCGACCAGAGCCGCCUACUGCAGCAAACCAUCUGCUACCAGCGGCCAACCAACUGGUCCUUCUCCAUUGCAUGGGGAUAUUCGGCGCAGAUUUACGAGAAAAUCCAUCCACGAAGCUACCUCCAAAUGCCGAUCGAGACUUUCAGGCCGUGGGCCAAGGGGCCGAAACCCCCGUUCUACAUGUUCAACACGCGCCUCCCGUCGAGUGACCCUUGCGAAGCCCCGCACAUGUUCUUCCUUGAAUCCGUCUACAAAAGCGUAGCCGGAGAUCAGAUCGUCACCACCUAUUUGCGGGCCCGGCCGCGUGACAUGCCGCCGUGCUCCUCCGCCGGUAACCAUUCUGCCGAUUCAAUCUCCUCGAUUAAAGUAUUUUCACCCGCUGUUAAGCGUAUUGAGAUUGAUAGAAGCGAGUGUUGUGACAUCCUUGGGGUGGAUGAUAAUAAGGCGGAGGUUAAAUUUAGGGAGUGCAAGUUAGGUGAGAUUAUUGCUUAAUUUGUUACAAAAAAAUAAAUGUAGGGGGGAAAAUGUAAUUUAGAUUAUUGUGCUAGUUGAUAUAGGGUGAACGAAAAAGACAUACAGAUAUCAGUUGCUAUUUUUUUUUAAUUCUUUCUUUCUCCCAUUUUUAAUUCGAUACAUGCCCAUUUGAUUAAAAUAACUCCCCUCUGUUUC
This is a messenger RNA of Erythranthe guttata (spotted monkey flower), 2170 nucleotides long. RefSeq lists its product as uncharacterized. NCBI's taxonomy places the organism in Eukaryota, Viridiplantae, Streptophyta, Magnoliopsida, Lamiales, Phrymaceae. The record is from RefSeq and is a predicted model, not a curated record.